ACCAGUGCGAGCAUUCCGACGCUAGGGUUCUACCGCGGUGCCGCCGCAUCGUCGCCCGCGACCGUCCCCGCCGCUAGAGAUGGACGCCGCGGCGGCGGUCGCGGCGAAGGUAUGCGUCCUCGAGGCCGAGCUCGCCGCCACGUCCCCCCGCAUUGCCGACCUGGAGGCCCGGGUCUCGCUCCUCGAAGCAGAGAACGCGCGCUGGUGGAAGGCCAUGCCCCGUGGGGAGGUCUCUGGUCCAUUGGUGGAGGGUUUGGGCGGCCCCAAGCCAAAAACAGUCCAGGCGUAUGGUUCUUUUAACGAGGUCGGUGACGGCGAGGAAGAGGGGGUUGCCGCUGAUGCCGGCAACGGGAGGAGCGGCGAGAAGGAUGGUGUUCCCGCGGUGCCGACCCCUAGGAAGCGUGUGGUGCGGGCGGUUACCGGUGGGAGCAAGGAUGGUGAAUUGCAGGUGGGGGUGUCGGGUGCUCCACCCAGUAGGAAGCGUGCACUGCUUAGAAGAAUUGACGGUGAUGAGAAGGAUGACGAGACAGAAGGGCGCCCUGCACCCACCAUAAGGCGCUCGACUCGCUUAGCUGAAAAACAGUCGAAGAAAGCACGAGUCGAACCCAAUGAUCAUGAAGAGAGAGAGGAUGGUUCAGGACAAGAUGGUGGUAUGGGUGAAUCUAAAAAUGAUGCAGAUUGUUCAGAAGAUUCUGACAGCGAGCAGGAGAUGGAUUACACCUUGCUGAAGGAUGUGACCCUGGCGUCAAACAACCGGGUGAGGAUUCGAGUCAGAAUAACGCGCAUUUCACAUUACAUGAGCAAGCAUCAACUAACAGGAAUUCCGCGGCUUGAUUUUGUGAUGCUCGAUGAGCAGGGGGAUAUGAUGGCCGGCCAAGUACCUGCGUGGCUUGCACAGCUCUUUUUGUCACGCAUCAAGGAGGAUGAUGUGUAUUACAUACACCACUUUAAGGUUGUCCACCCUAGUCUGCCCUAUAGGGCUGUUGAUCAUCCUUGCAUGGCAAUGUUCACGAGGGACACAGAGAUAAGCAAGGAUGAACAUGUGCCUGAUAGUUUUCCGGUGUAUGCAUACAAGAUAUCUCCUUAUGAAGUCCUCCGAUCGCGUGAAAACAACACAGCGCUAAUGUCUGAUGCCAUUGGUCUUAUGCUGGAAGUUUCAAAUGUGAAAACUGUUACUGUCAAUGGUGCACCUCGGGCAGUACGUAACGUGUACAUAAGCGAUGGCAGAGAGACGGCUGUUGUUGCUUUGUGGGAGGCACAUGCAAAUCAAUUCCCAGCCGAGACUCUGCAGCAGCAGAUGCAGCAAAGACCAGUUGUCAUUCUCUUUGUUGCCGUGACUGUCAAGCUGUGUGAAGGCCAACUGUGUUUGCAAGGAAGCAAAGUCUGUAGGUGGUAUCCCAAUGCUCCUAUUCCAGAAGUUUUAGCUUUGCAGAACAGUUCUGCUGGAGUUUCACAUGAGGCCAGAUUGGUUGACACAUCACCAACACAGACCCAGACGGGGUCGUGCAUAGCAGGGCUUUCUUCUGGAUGAUGAUGCUUUUGGACCGCUUAAGAAGAAGACUGUUCAUGAUAUGGAGACGCGCUCCCCGUGGUUGUUUGCGAUAUACAGUAGUAUGAGAACAAGGAGGACCCCUACUUUCCAAGUUUCCAUGGCUCGUGGUGUUGGUUAUAUUUUGACCUCUGUGACCCUUUGUACCUCCCCAAUCAGUCAGUCUUUUGUAGAUAUAUGGGCUUGGUUUCGUGUCUUCUCGAGUAGCACGUAGUUAGGGGAAUGCAGCCAUCCUAUGUUCAUAUCACUACCUAGGAUGCUCCCUGUAAAUCUGUAAUAUCCCCCGCAUAGUACUACAUGUAUCCUCGAGGUGCUCUUGGCCACUUUUUGUGUGUUGUUCGACGUCUUUGUUCAUGGAGUCAGAAUGGCAUGCCU
Molecule: messenger RNA, 1924 nt
Organism: Triticum dicoccoides
Lineage: Eukaryota; Viridiplantae; Streptophyta; Magnoliopsida; Poales; Poaceae
Exons: 8
Coding region: 80-1531 (483 amino acids)
Source: RefSeq, a predicted model, not a curated record